AUGGGUCCUGGUCCAACACUUCCAGAAAGUGAUGACUCAAAGCAAAAGGCAGGAACGGUUCGACACUUGGUAUCUGAUACAAAAAACGAUUCAAAGAUAAGAAAUCGAAGCAUUAGAGCUUUUGUUUUCUUCAAAGUCCAGAAAAUAGAAUAG
Molecule: messenger RNA, 153 nt
Organism: Dovyalis caffra
Lineage: Eukaryota; Viridiplantae; Streptophyta; Magnoliopsida; Malpighiales; Salicaceae
Source: the annotation of a GenBank genome assembly